GAUUGGUUUUGGGUGCUUUUUAAUUUUUUGUUUAAGAAUUUCAUUUUCUUUGAUGGUAACAAAGUGUAUUUUUUCAAGACUGAAAAGGCAUACUCAGACUUUGUAGGUUGUAUUCAUAAUGACUUUGCUUAUCAUUGUAUAAUGUUCUCGUCAUCAUGGACUCCUUUAAGCUCAUCAACUGGAUUUUGGAGGUCUCAUUUGCAAGUGAACUUAGAAAAAAGAAGGCUACAAAAUUCAGCUUCGUUCUCACCAUGCCCACAAUGUUCCUGCUGCUGUGUGUUGCUCUGGUGAUACUUGGACCUGUACAUGGAGCCACACUGAGAAACAAAGAGAAAUGGAAGCCACUAAACAACCCUAGAAACCGAGAUCUGUUUUUCAGAACCCUUCAGGAGUAUUUUAAGGGAAGAGGUCUUGAUCUUAAAAAGUUUCCAAGUACUUUCUCCAUGAACGAGAAUCCCAGACCUCUCUCCUUCCAAUCAGAAUUUAUUGCCUCUGCAUUUGCAGAUUAUGAAGAGCAGAAAAACUCCUUUCCCAAUUACUUCAAAGGCUGAAUGUUUCUUCUGAGAGCAGGUGUCUGGCUACUUUAAAACUACAGAUGAAGACUCUUACUAGAAAAACUAAAUCAUGGUCAUGGUAAACUUCCCCUCCUCCACUUUUGUCAAUUUGCAAUGAUUUUAUUCUACAUUUCUAGACUUACAUAUAAAUAGAUUGACUCUUGAGACAUAGGCAACUUAUGUACAUAUUUUUGGUGUUUUUUCCAUUCUAUAACCAUAAAUAUCAAUGUAGAGCACCGUACAUAUCUGCAAGAGUUACAAAAACACCAUGAAGUCAAAAGAAAGGAUGAUCUUCUCAAUUACAUGUUUCUUUUAAGUUUGUCUUAUAUGUAUUUAC
This is a messenger RNA of Pteropus alecto (black flying fox), 891 nucleotides long. RefSeq names its product chromosome unknown C2orf66 homolog (gene CUNH2orf66). The transcript has 4 exons. Bases 156 to 551 code for a protein of 131 amino acids. The record is from RefSeq and is a predicted model, not a curated record. NCBI's taxonomy places the organism in Eukaryota, Metazoa, Chordata, Mammalia, Chiroptera, Pteropodidae.